This is a messenger RNA of Pteropus alecto (black flying fox), 3304 nucleotides long. RefSeq names its product HCK proto-oncogene, Src family tyrosine kinase (gene HCK). Gene Ontology annotation, molecular function: non-membrane spanning protein tyrosine kinase activity; signaling receptor binding; ATP binding. Gene Ontology annotation, biological process: cell surface receptor protein tyrosine kinase signaling pathway; protein phosphorylation; cell differentiation. The record is from RefSeq and is a predicted model, not a curated record. The transcript has 13 exons. Bases 1415 to 2929 code for a protein of 504 amino acids. Gene Ontology annotation, cellular component: extrinsic component of cytoplasmic side of plasma membrane. NCBI's taxonomy places the organism in Eukaryota, Metazoa, Chordata, Mammalia, Chiroptera, Pteropodidae.
CCAGGGUGGCGGCGGGAAGAGGAAUUGGUUAACAGGAGAAUGUUUCAGCUAUCUGUGGUCCUUUGCCAUCACAAUGGCAGACUUAUGGAAAAAGACGUAGCUGAUGCUGAUAAUGACCCUCUCAUGUCCCCAGAACCCGCAUCUCUCUUCCCGGAGGUCGGAUUUACCGCCUCCCCCGUUUUUGAAGUCCUCUGAACCAACAGGAAAUCGGCCAAGAAUGAGCCAGAGUGGUUCCCGCGGGUCAGGAACCUUGAAUGGCGUUUGAAUAGCACGAGGCUUGUGGAGCGGAAACCGCGGACCACAGAACUGCCAGGAAGGCUUGGGACUCGGCUUGGGGGAAGGGCUGACUAGAAAGAGGGAAUUAGAAUGGUGGGGGAAACGGAUCAGAAUGUUUGGAGGUGGGGGCAAUUAGAACCCAGUCAGAGCCCAUAGGGUAGGGUUAGAAUCCUUCGAUUGGGGAUAGGGGUAGCGGGAUAGGAUUCCUGGAGGGCAGGACUAGAAUCUUUGGAUGAACCUGAUUAGAAUCUGGCGGGAUGGAGUCAAAUCCUUUGGGAACAAGGCUGGGAUCACCCAGGAGCGGGAUUAGAAGCCCGGGGUGUUAGGGUUAUAAAUCUCGAGGGCUAGGAUAGAAUCCUUUGAAGAGAGGUGUAGGAUCCUUCGAUUGACUAGAUUAGAAUCCCUGCGGUAGGAUUAGAAACCUCCGGUGGGCGAAGUUAAAGAUCCUUCAGAUGUGAUUCAAAAUCAUUUAGAGCAGAGUGAGGACCUUGGGAGGAGGAGACAGGUUGUUGGGGUUCUUGGGGAGGCGGUUUUAAAACCCCAGGGUGAGGUUUAAAACCUCUGGGGACAAGGUUAAUAUGUUAGGAAGCGGGAUUAGAAUUCAUGAGGAGAGGUGUUAGCAUAUUUGGGGGAGAGAGAUGGAGUCAGGAUUUGGGGGGAGAAGUUAAAAUUAUUGGGGGCGGGGUUAUUAUCCAUCAGGGGCUGGGUUAGAAGCCUCGGAUGGGCGGUGUUAACAAAUCCUUAGGCGGCGGGAUUAGAAUUCUGGAAGUGGAGGCGCAGUUUAGAAUCCCAGGGGUGGGGUUAGAAUCUUCCGGGGGCGGGGUUAGGACGGUUUGGGGCGGGGUUAGCAUCGCUCCGGGCUCGGCUUAGGCUCCCAGAUGGCCUGUGGGCGUCACUGUAUCCCCGGUUCCCGCACCAACUCACCGCGGAGGCGUAGAGGCAAGUGGGAGGUGGAUCCGGGCAGUCCGGCGCCAAAGGAGCCCGAAAAGACCCGCGCUCGGAGGGCCCUAACCUCUUCUUCAGUCAGUCCGUCUUCCUUGGGCACGGGCCACCCGGGACCCCGGGGACUGCUGAACUGGGGGGGCGCUCGAGCUGCGAGGAUCCGGGCUGCCCGCGGGACGAGGAGCGGGCGCCCAGGAUGGGGUGUGUGAAGUCCAAGUUCCUUCGAGACAGAGGCAAGGUCUCAAAAACCGAGCCCAGUGCCAACACACACAGCGCCGUGUAUGUGCCAGAUCCCACAUCUUCAGGCAAGCGGCGACCUGACAACAGCAACGGCAACCCACCAGGGUCCACAGAGAAAGGUUCUGAGGACGUCAUCGUGAUUGCCCUGUAUGAUUACGAGGCCAUUCACCACGAAGACCUUAGUUUCCAGAAGGGGGACCAGAUGGUGGUCCUGGAGGAGUCUGGGGAGUGGUGGAAGGCUCGGUGCCUGGCCACCCAGAAAGAAGGCUACAUCCCAAGCAACUAUGUCGCCCGCGUUGACUCUCUGGAGACAGAGGAGUGGUUCUUCAAGGGCAUCAGCCGGAAGGAUGCAGAGCGCCAACUCCUGGCCCCUGGCAACGUGCUGGGCUCCUUCAUGAUCAGAGACAGCGAGACCACCAAAGGAAGCUACUCUUUGUCCGUGCGAGACUAUGACCCCCAGCACAGGGAUGCAGUGAAACAUUAUAAGAUCCGGACCCUGGACAAUGGGGGCUUCUACAUCUCCCCACGGAACACCUUCAACACCCUGCAGGAGCUGGUGGCCCACUACAAGAAGGGGAGCGAUGGACUCUGCCAGAAGCUGACAGUGCCCUGCGUGUCCUCCAAGCCGCAGAAGCCGUGGGAGAAAGAUGCCUGGGAGAUCCCCCGGGAAUCCCUCAAGCUGGAGAAGAAGCUUGGAGCUGGGCAGUUUGGGGAAGUCUGGAUGGCCACCUACAACAAGCACACCAAGGUGGCUGUAAAGACGAUGAAGCCGGGGAGCAUGUCUGUGGAAGCCUUCCUGGCAGAGGCCAACCUGAUGAAAACUCUGCAGCAUGACAAGCUAGUGAAGCUACAUGCAGUGGUCACAGAGGAGCCCAUCUACAUCAUCACAGAGUUCAUGGCCAAAGGAAGCCUGCUGGAUUUCCUGAAAAGUGAAGAAGGCAGCAAGCAGCCAUUGCCAAAACUCAUCGACUUCUCAGCCCAGAUUGCGGAAGGCAUGGCCUUCAUUGAGCAGAGGAACUACAUUCACCGAGACCUCCGGGCCGCCAACAUCUUGGUCUCCGCGUCCCUGGUGUGUAAGAUCGCCGACUUCGGCCUGGCGCGGAUCAUCGAGGACAACGAGUACACAGCUCGGGAAGGGGCCAAGUUCCCCAUCAAGUGGACAGCUCCUGAAGCCAUCAACUUUGGCUCCUUCACCAUCAAGUCAGAUGUCUGGUCCUUUGGUAUCCUCCUGAUGGAGAUCGUCACCUACGGCCGGACUCCGUAUCCAGGGAGGUCAAACCCUGAGGUAAUCCGGGCACUGGAGCAUGGAUACCGGAUGCCCCGACCAGAGCAUUGUCCCGAGGAGCUCUAUAACAUCAUGACUCGUUGCUGGAAGAACCGCCCUGAGGAGCGGCCCACCUUCGAAUAUAUCCAGAGUGUGCUGGAAGACUUCUACACGGCCACUGAGAGCCAGUACCAACAGCAGCCAUGACGGGUAGGACCAGGCGCUUAGGUGAUGCCUCUGAGGUAGCUCCAGCACCGUCUUCACAGUACCUGCUCACCCUUUCCACUCCCAGACACCCACCCUCACUCCAGUAACAGUUCCUCAUCUGUCAAGAGGGUGGGUUGGACUGGACAAUCUUUUUGACUCUAGCGAUCCACAAUCUGCCAUUCUCAAGAGACCCCAGCUGGAUAUUUCUAUUGCCUGGGACAGCUGGAUUCCAGUUACAGCUGUGGUUUAGAUGGGAAACUUUAAAAAUAAUGAAAUAAAUAUUUAAAUAAAAGAUACGAAUGCUAAAGCUUUUACUGACAGGUUGGCUUUUCUUCCAGUCCCUGAAUAUCUAUUUGCCUUUUUGCUGGUGACAAG